UUUGGAGCGUGUACUUUUGCCACCCUUUAAGCGUGAACUUGCGGUUUCCGGAUUCUUCUUCAUUUGUUGUCCGUUUCUUCACAUGAAAGGCCUCUCCUGUUUUUUCCUUUCGGUUAUGGUGUCGUACGGCUUGUCUUGCGACUGUUGACGCACGUGGUGCGAGUUUAACGAGCUUCCUCAUGUUCCCAGUCUGUGGCCAUCGUGAGGAUCGUAGAAUAUGAGGCAUUGAUUUGGUGAGAGGUUCAGCGUCUGAUUUGGACGGUGAAGAGCUCGAGUCAUGCCAAUUGGCAUGUGAAGGGAACUCGAUUUCAUCUUCUGUGUGGGUUUGUGGUUCCGGAGAAGGGUUCUUGAUUUCUUUUCCUUAGUUAACCGAGCAUUCUAGCUUAUGCCACGUCUUCGUGGGGUUCUUGUGCUCAACAGAGUGGUAGGAAAAACAGGCAGCAACUGUGGUGUUUUAUGUUCGCACAUCUUGCCAUCUUGGCUAAGAUGGUGUGAUUGGAAUUUACACAUCUCACAUCUCCUUGUGAAUAAGACGGUUCUUUAAAAGAGAGUGAUGUUCAAGUUCAAGAGGAGGUUCAUUCUUCAAAAUAGCAAAGGUGGGGGAUCGAUGAUGGUCAGAAGUCUUGCCCGGUGCCCGACAAACUUAUUAAAACAUCCAACCCUCCAUUUGUAUGACCUCUAAUAGUUCAGGCAGGACGCCUGUGUAGUCAGGAGAAGAGUACUCAGUUCGUUUUUGCAACAAGGAGUCAUCAAAGACCUCUUUUGUUGUGGCAAGUUAUAUUCUUGUGGAUCCUGUGGCAUUUGAUGGGACCCAUGGAGGAGAGAAUUGACCUUGAUUCUGAAGAGGUAAUCCCUUUUCGUUCAUCUCCAAAUGGCAGGAAAGUUCAUCCAUUUGAUUUUGAGACAGUACAUUUAGCACCUCGCGGAGGUGUUGUGAACUCAUGGAUUCAUGAGCAAAUAAAGAUCAGACCACUCAUAAGUAUCUAUAUUGUGUUGAUGAAAGCGAAGAUAAAUAUAUUGCUACCUUUUGGCCCACUGGCCAUACUGCUACAUUACCUCACUGGAAAGCAUGUUCUGGUCUUCUUCUUAAGUAUGCUAGGCAUCACACCUCUCGCAGAGCGGUUGGGCUAUGCAACUGAGCAGCUUGCAUUCUACACGGGACCUACAGUUGGAGGUCUUUUGAACGCCACAUUUGGAAACGCCACAGAAUUGAUAAUAUCAAUUUAUGCAUUGAAGAAUGGAAUGAUAAGGAUCGUUCAACAAUCAUUGCUCGGCUCUAUUUUGUCUAACAUGCUUUUAGUACUUGGAUGUGCCUUCUUCACUGGUGGGAUCGUACACCAUAAGAAGGUUCAGGUGUUCAAUGAGGCUGCUGCCUCGGUGAACUCCGGGUUGCUCUUGAUGGCAGUAAUGGGAAUAAUGUUUCCAGCUGUUCUCCACUUCACACACACUGAGGUUCACUUUGGAAAGUCAGAGCUUGCUCUGUCAAGGUUUAGCAGCUGCGUGAUGCUCGUUGCAUAUGCAAGCUAUAUCUUUUUCCAGCUAAAACAUCAACCCAGUUUACCUAGUGUCAAUCGCAAUGUUGAUGAGGAAGGAGUCAGUGAAGAAGGUUCUGAGGAAGAAGAAGAGGCUCCUGAAAUAACCCAGUGGGAAGCAAUUGGUUGGCUAGCUGUUUUGACCAUGUGGGUAUCUGUAUUGUCUGGCUACCUAGUAGAUGCUAUAGAGGGAGCAUCUGAUUCAUUGAACAUUCCUGUUGCGUUUAUUAGUGUCAUACUUCUUCCAAUUGUGGGAAAUGCGGCAGAGCAUGCAAGUGCUAUAAUGUUUGCAGUGAAGGAUAAGCUUGACAUUACACUUGGAGUGGCAAUUGGAUCAUCUACGCAAAUAUCAAUGUUUAUGAUACCCUUCUGUGUUGUUGUUGGGUGGUUGAUGGGGAAACCGAUGGACUUGAACUUUCAACUCUUUGAGACUGCCACGCUGUUCAUAGCUGUACUAGUAGUGACAUUUAUGCUGCAGGAAGGGAAGUCAAAUUAUCUGAAAGGCUUGAUGCUUAUCCUGUGCUAUCUCAUUGUUGCAGCGAGUUUUUUCGUGCAUGUGGACCCUUCAGGUGCUAUUCUUCCACCUUCUACCUCUGAUGAUUGCAGUGGCAUUCCGGGCUGGAAAGGAACUUUGGGCUUUUGUACAUUCGAGUGGAUCCCGCACUUGAGUAAGAAUCGGCAAAUUGUAUCCAUUCUUCUCAAUGCUUGUUAUUUUGUCAUCCAUCCCUUACGGGGCGGUGAAUUGACACGGCCACUACGGCAUUAAUGCAAAAUUCCAAAGUUUGCUU
Molecule: messenger RNA, 2320 nt
Organism: Syzygium oleosum
Lineage: Eukaryota; Viridiplantae; Streptophyta; Magnoliopsida; Myrtales; Myrtaceae
Product: vacuolar cation/proton exchanger 3-like
Exons: 12
Coding region: 805-2298 (497 amino acids)
Biological process (GO): intracellular calcium ion homeostasis; calcium ion transmembrane transport
Cellular component (GO): plant-type vacuole membrane
Molecular function (GO): calcium:proton antiporter activity
Source: RefSeq, a predicted model, not a curated record